CCGCUACAGAAGGCGUGAGCGCGCGCGCAGGAGCGUCCCUGCAGCACAGCAAAGCGGAGCAGAGCUGGGCAGCGCGUGCCCCGGAGCCGCGAGGAGCGAGCGAGCGAGCUUCGAGGAGCGUUCACGGAACCAGCGAAGAUGGACGGAGUGGGAUCGUUCGGAGCGGGCCGCGCCGGGUCCACUAUCGACCCUAUUAGCUUCGCCAAACAGCCACAAACCAUCCUCAGAGCCUUGUCGUGGAUCUUCUCGCUGGUGGUGUUCGCUUCCAUCGUGAACGAGGGCUACGUCAACAUAGGCAGCGAGCGUCUCUAUUGCGUCUUCAACAAGAACGCCGACGCGUGCAACUACGGUGUGUUCGUGGGCCUGGUGGGCCUCCUGGCCUGCUCCUUCUUCUUGCUGCUCGACUACAAAUUCUCUUCCAUCAGCUCCGUCAAGGACCGCAAGAAGGCCGUCAUGCUUGAGAUCGGCUUCUCAGGUUUUUGGGCCUUCUUGUACUUUGUAAGUUUCUGCUUCCUGGCCAACCAGUGGUCUCGAACAACCACGGCUGAGCUGCCCCUCAACCAGGGCGCUGACGCAGCUCGGGCUGCAAUCGCCUUCUCUUUCUUCUCCAUCAUCACUUGGGCCGGUCUUACAGUGCGCGCGGUGCAGAAGUACCUGCUGGGCACUGACAUGACCCUGUUCACCUCAGAGCACUUGGACGGCGCAGCCCCCACCCAGCCGUUACCCUCCAACUCGCCGGGGGGAGGGGUCACCGCCGAGCCCACAGACACCUACCAAAACCCUCCGUUUACAGAGAACAACGCAGCACCCACAUACCAGGUUCCCAUUUAUUAGAGAUGAUACGUAGAAAAAGAUGAGGCGAGGGGAACUAAAAUAUAAUUGCUCUCUGUCGCGGUCCGCUCGCAGUCACUGUGGGCUGAUUUUCCAAAGGUGGUACAAAAAAAAAAUCAAAUCAAAUCAAAUUCAGCCGCUUUGUUUCCUCCUCUUGUUGUUUACGUGAACAUUCCAGCUUGAUCUGCACUUUUCUAGACUCACUGUCAUGCAGAUUAGGAUAAAACUGAUUCAAAAAAAAAAAGGAAAAGCAAACAAGAGGAGGAACCAUAAAUGAGGCCAUUUUUGCUGUAUUCACACCCAAAAUCGGAGAUCAACUCGUAAGCAGUAUGACAAAAAGCACCUCCACUUGAAAUCUAAACUAUUCCCUCUCAUGGCAAACUGUUCAGAGGAAUGUUUUUAUUCAUUUCAUGUUCUCCUCUUUUUGCUGCAGUUAAACGGUGAUCAUGUGUAUUGAAUCUGCAUGUUUGCAAAUGUAGAGAUAGCAACUGAAGUGCCAUACUGUACUGACAGUGACUUAACUGAGUAGAUUUCCACAUGCUGAACAUCAUCAUCAUCAUCACAACGACAAUGUUUUUUGUGACUAAGUGCAAUAUCUUUCAUUCUCAUGCAGAUUGCUGUGUACUAUACUGUACUGUGGUGUAAGUAGACUACUUUGUGGUGAAUAUAGAAAGUGAAACCAUACCCUGGUCAAAUAUCUCGAUGGCUUUUUGAAAAAAAAGAUGUGACCUAUCAUCUGUACAAAUGGGGAGCCCCUCCAAAUUCGAAUAAUCAAAAUGAUUUUUAAUGUAGAUGUAAAGGUAGUAAAUGAUCUCUGUAUCAUGAGUUUUAAUUUUUUGAUAUUCAAAAUGAUUGACACAUACGAGUAUCCUACCUGUGCAUAGUCCCUGGAACAAAAUAUUUCAUAUUAUUGUAAAGGUUAUAUGUCACAUUCUUUUUUUGGGAAAAGUUCAUUCACGUUGUCACAGGUGUGUUCGCUUUCUAUACAUUCAUCAUCAAACCACUGGUAGGCUCUGCCUCAAAUGACACACUCUAUUCAGCUUUGAAUUGUACUACCAAAACUCAGGCAAAUUUGACUUGUAGAAUUUUGAUUCCAAUUCAAGCUUUAAACGAAUAUUUAUUUUCGUCGUGCAUGUUAUGGUGAAAUGCAACAUAUUCCUCCCUAAUUGAGGUGGACUCCAGCCAAAUGUACGUGUAUCAAUUUCUGUACCAGGGAAUGUAGGUGGUGUGUCAUUUGAGACGGCGCCCUAGGUCGAAUCUUGUUUCGAGUGAGUAGGCAGAUUCGUUUGUACGCCAGGUGUGUUUCUGUUUACGUUUUAGAAAGCUGCCAAACUGCCCUUUUGUUCUUAUGAAUCUUUUCUUCUUUUUGGAGACAUUACUGCUGUCUGUUUACGGGGACUCGCGAGAAAGGGCGGGCAGAGGAUGUCGUGUGGUCACACGCCAAAACUAUAAAUCUCCUUUGGGGUUCUGUUGCCAUGGUGAGAGGGAGGGAGGAGGGCCGCCAAGGUGCAAGCGUGACAGUCGUGUGUAUGCUUGAGCGUGCGGAUGCGUUAAACAUGUUGUUGCGUUAAAAUUAUUUUCAAGAACAAGGUUUAGCACCGAGGAAGGACGUUGCUAUACUAAUUAAUAGAUCUAUUAUACCAAAUCCGUUUGAUUAUUUUCAAAUCCGUUUGAUUAUUUUCUUCGCGCUUCAGACUUGCCUGUGCUGAAUUUGCACCAGCGCCCUCCGCUGGACAGAACUGGUAUGACCGCAGAGGGACAACUAACGCUGUCUUUUAAAAAGUAAUCAUCAUAGGAAAAUGCAUGAUAGUAUUGUAUGAAACUAACACUGUAAAGAUUCCACAGCCACGAAUGCAGCUGACAGCGUCCUCUACUGUUUCACACAUUUUACUAAUGAUUAUCAUACUUCCAAUGCAUAUGAACGCGCUACAUCCCCCCCAAAACUUGCAUGAUGCUGCUGUGUAAACUUCGGACUGUUCUUCAGUGUUUCAUUUCCUGUGAGGCUCUGGGACGAUAAUGGGCCUUAGAGUCUUUGAGUGGCACAGUCUGCUGACCCUUUAUUCAAUUUCAACAUCGCUAAUGUCACAAUCACAUCAAUUGAGUCCCAAUGAAAGCAAACAAUUUAUCCAACCGUGUGAGUCUUUGUCACUUAAAUUAAGACCCACAUGGGGAGAAAAUCAAAUUCAAAGGCAAUGUAGAAGCAGUAGAGCAAUGUCAAGUGAGGCUGAUGGUCGGGUCAGGUUGUAUUGUUCUCUUUUUCUGUCAGUCAGUGUGGUAGACAAAAAAAAAAAAAUUAAGUCCAACAUUUUCUGUGUUUUGUGCUCUGGCCCAUGUACACUGCUGUGUGUUGGUUGAUUGUACAAUUCAGUAUGUUAUUUAAAUAAUUGGAACAUGUAUGUGAUGAUGUCCAAGGUCUGGUUUGUCCUGUACUCCUUUUCAAGAAAAAAAAUCUCUCUCUAUACAGUAUAUAUACAGUAUAUACAUGACAAAUAAUUAUGAACAAAAGUGCGCUCUUGUUCAGAAAUACUUUCAGCACUUCUAAAUGGGCCAUGGACACAAAAAUUUAAGUCUGUGAUCAUGCUGUAGUUUCGUUGGACUGAGAUAUAAUACAAGUGAUUUGUAGUAACGCUGGUGCUGUUAAUUGUGAGGGUUCCAGUAUAAUUCUUUGCAUGGAUGUUAAAAUUUUUCCUCCGUCAGAUUGGUGAUGGAAAUCAAAAGCCCAUCAACUAACAAGUGAGUUUUCAUUUUUGCGUGCUGCCUUUACGAAAUGCCUUGAGUUCUUCCCCCCCCCUUCUUGUUUUGACGGUGUUUUGACUUCUGUGUAACAAAAAAAAAAAAAAAAGAGGAAAAGGAAAACGCUGUGUACAGACAUGUGUCACUCGUUCAUGAGUGUCUCUGGACUGCAGUCUGAGCAUCACUCCCAAUUAAAAAAAAAAAAA
Molecule: messenger RNA, 3770 nt
Organism: Hippocampus comes (tiger tail seahorse)
Lineage: Eukaryota; Metazoa; Chordata; Actinopteri; Syngnathiformes; Syngnathidae
Gene: syngr3a
Product: synaptogyrin 3a
Exons: 4
Coding region: 139-834 (231 amino acids)
Cellular component (GO): synaptic vesicle membrane; neuromuscular junction
Source: RefSeq, a predicted model, not a curated record